GCCCUUUACGCGGGCACUCGCAACGGACGCCCUGCCUGGCUGGCCUCCAGCACAAGCGCUGGCUCGGCCCCAUCCACACGCCCCGCGUCUCACCUGCAACUUACGCCAGGUAAGUAACGCCCUAGGAGCCCAAGCUUCCCCAGCGCACCCCAAGCCGCACCUCCAGGCCGCGCCCGGCCCACCCCGGCUCGGGAAUCCCCGCAGAGUGCAGCCGGCCGGGCCAGAGCGCAGGGCGGAACCUGCGGGAAAGGAGCGCGGUGGCGGAAGGAGUUCGGGGCCGGACCGCCCCGCCCGAGAUCGACAGGUAACAGGAGCGAUGUAGGAGGAUUCCAGAGCUGAACAUCAGCAAGGCCAACUUUCCUAAUGGAAGAGGCUCCCCAAGGGACAUUCCAAGAUGAGCUGGAGUGGUGUAUUUUGCAGCUGGAAACAGGCCUCCUUCAUCUCAACCCAACCCCAAAACAAGCAGAGGAGACACGGCACAUCCUCAAAAUCCUGCGCUCCCACAAGGCUGCCUUUGUGAAGAAGCGGCAGGUGAUGAACCGCGUGUUUGGGGAUUACCGACUGAAGAUGGCUGAGGAGCGGAAGAGGACGGAGAAAGCAGCCAUGAAACCUGGGAAAGCGCAAAUACAGCAAGGGAAGGCGCAGGCUUCAGGGAGCAUGGUGUAUAGGAAGCGAUCUGGACAGACCUCCGAGUCAACAACAAACUGGUUCACACCAUCUGAUAAUAGCUUCCAAUUCAGCUUUGCACUUCCUGAGAUGGAUCCACAAGCAACCAAUGGAACUUUGGAAGAGGCCCAGGGGGUAGGUGGCUCUGAACAGAGGCCCAUCAGUGUAAGUUCACUCAAAUCUUCUAGUUCUGGGGGAGUGUUGAACUUUUCCACCACUGGACAAGAGCCCAAGUUUGCUUUCAAUUUUGUCAUCCCAGAUAAAGAUGGCCCCAUGAUGCCGUCUGUUGUUACAGGCCAAAGAGCGGAGAGUGUAGCAGAAAAUGUGACAUCAGAUGGCUUAGCAUCUGCAGGCCCAAUGAAGCAUUCAACCCUGUUGGAGGCUAAUAUGCCUGAGGUUGUGGGCUGUGUGGGUGGAGGAUUAGGGAGAGAGGCUCUCAUUUUUGAGACCCCAAAACCAGAGAUUGCUUCUGUAGAUGAGGUGAAGGCAGGGAAGACAGCAGCAGCUGGAGCACCCAAGAAGAAGAAGAAGAAAAAGAAACCAUCAAAUAGUAAGAAGGAGAUGGCGGAAGCUGAGGUCAGCAAGAAGGUGAAGGUGGGAGCCAGUGGGUGUGAAGACACAGAUUUGUCCCUCCAGGACAAGACCAUGCAGCAGUCAGUUAAACAGCUGUGGAAGGAAGUGGACUGGUGUGUGGAACAGCUGGAACUUGGCCUGAAGACACAAAAAUCCACUCCAAAACAGGCUGAAGAAGCUCUCCAUGCCAUCAAGACACUCCGCAGUGACAAGGCUGUGCUGGCAAAAAAGUGUCAGGUCAUGCGAGCCAUGUUUGGAGAUUACAAGAAGAAGAUGGAGGAGGAGAGACAGAAACAGCUGAAGAUCAUGCAGGCAGCUGCAAAGUCUGCUCAGGUCGUGGAGGUGAGGGAGAAUGCCCGCAGAAAGAGCAGCCAGGUCUUCAGGAAGCGUUCAGAGGCGUCCAGGAAAAGCCCAAGUUCUGCAGGAUCCCCUUUUCAUCCUCCCAGCCAUCCUGAGUCACCACAGGUGUCUGGCACAAACUUGUUCAUGUUCCCAACUUCCCAAGAGGAAUUCCGCUUUAACUUUUUUUAGGAAAGUCCCUUGAACAUUUAUUGUUUUUGUUUCAUGGCUGAAAAUGUGGCCAAAACCUGUAUAAUCUUAGGGGGUGGAAGGAUGCUGAGCAGGGAAAAAGGAUCAUGUUGUGGGAAGCAUGCAUAGGUUCAUAGUGAAAAGAGACUAAGUGCCUUAGAUCAAGUGUAUGUAACAGCUCUACCUAUAAUGCAUACAACUCCACAGACUCAGUCUGUGGGCUGGCUCCUUUCCUCAUACACACCUUUAGGAGGUGCCUUUGCAAAUGAUCAGUAUGGAAUGAGUUGGACUUUGCGUUUCUUUUAUCUUCAUGGCAAUUCCAUGGGAUAAUCUUUUUGUAAAGGGGAGAUUCCCUCCCCCCCCCCCUUUUUUAAAUAGCACAAACCAGUUAUGAUGGGAAGAAGGAGACACAUACAGGCAGUAGCACUGUUAACAAGAGGAUCCAAGUUUCUACCGGUAAAUGAAGAAGGCAUCAGGAAGAAGUACUGAUAUUUAUUUUCUGUUAGGCAUGAAUGGAUCCUGUGGCUUUCAAGUUUCACAGGUCCUGGUCAGUAUUGGUAUCCCCAUCCUUUGCAAUGUGCAAAGAUUCAGCAUCACUCAGGGAGAGAGAGAGAGAGUGUGUGUGAAUCAUAGGCUACUGGCCAUUCAGAGUGUAGUCUGAGAGGAGAAUUCUAUGAUGAAGGUCUACAGAUUAACUUAAACCAACAAAGUGGUAUAGGGACAGCACCAGCUACCACCAGACAAGAAAGGAUUUUAGUUUGAGCCGCAGUCCCUUGCUCUCUGGGCCAGUUGGUGGGAGCUCUGUGAAGGAAGCACAGUCAAUCUUGGAAAAAGAAGCUUUGCUCUUGAGCAGCCAACUAAUGAACAGUAAUGACUGACCAUACCUAGCUUUCUUUCACCAGAAGGGUGAGUCAGCUCCAUGCCAAGCCUUGGGUGGAGGUGAAAUAAAGUGGGAGAGCCCAGCAGAGGACUUACUGAAAUAAAAAUAUUUAUAUGAUCAAUAUCCAA
Messenger RNA from Chelonia mydas (Green sea turtle), 2775 nucleotides. RefSeq lists its product as uncharacterized. Bases 364 to 1770 code for a protein of 468 amino acids. The transcript is spliced from 8 exons. The record is from RefSeq and is a predicted model, not a curated record. Lineage: Eukaryota; Metazoa; Chordata; Testudines; Cheloniidae.